GAAACAUUUAUAAAUAAAAGACAGACAGUAUCAAGUAAAACACUCCUUUUUUCUUUAUUUCUUUCUAUAUAAAUAUUUAGAUAUAUAUACAUAUACAUACAUAUACACAUAUAUUCUUUAAUUUGAAGUAUCUUUACUACAAUGCCAACUAUGAUUAGUAAAUUUAUUGACAAGGCAAAACCUAGGUUUUCCUUUCAUAAUCAUAGAGCAAAUAGUCAUUCGAGUAAUAAUGACAGCCAUAGCAGUAGCAAAUUUCAUCUAAGUAAUCCUUUACCCAAUACACAUCUAUUUGGAUAUAAAGACGAUACAAAGGAUAAUUAUAUUGAGCCACCUCCAAUUGCUCCAACUGAGACUAAACCGAUAAAAGAGAAUAUAGCUGCACAAACAUCAAAUAUAUCUACACCACCAACUACUCCAAAAAAAGAAUCUAUAUCUUCUUCUGAGCAACAUACAAAUGGUGAUGACGAUACAAUACUAACUGACAAACAACAUCCAUCUUCGUCAUCUAGUUCCGUUGAACAAGUACUAGAUGAUUCCGAUGUCACACGUCCUCAUUGUCAAAUGAAAUUGACCAAUUUCAAUUUACAUCGAACUCUUGGUACAGGUUCAUUUGGACGAGUUCAUCUUGUUCAGUCCAAAAUAAAUAAACAUUAUUAUGCAUUAAAAGUACUCAAGAAAGCAGAAAUUGUAAAACUAAAACAAGUGGAACAUACUAAUAACGAACAUUCAAUUCUUAUCAGUGUCCAACAUCCUUUUAUCGUUAAUCUUUGGGGUAGUUUUCAAGACUGUGCCAACUUGUAUAUGGUCAUGGAUUAUAUACCCGGUGGUGAAUUAUUUUCAUAUUUGAGAAAAUCAAAGAAAUUCUCCAAUGAUGUAGCGCGAUUUUAUGCAGGAGAAGUUUUAUUAGCUAUUGCUUAUUUACAUAGUAAAAAUGUGAUUUAUCGUGAUUUAAAACCAGAGAAUUUACUUUUAGAUGCGCAUGGACAUAUCAAGAUAACAGACUUUGGAUUUGCAAAAAUAGUACCUGAUAUUACAUGGACAUUAUGUGGUACACCAGAUUAUCUUGCACCAGAAAUUAUUCAAACAAAAGGAUAUGGCAAAGCAGCAGAUUAUUGGGCAUUGGGUGUCCUUAUAUUUGAAAUGCUUGCAGGUUAUCCUCCAUUUUACGAUGAUAAUCAAUUUAAACUAUAUGAAAAAAUCUUAACCACACAACCAAAAUACCCUUCGUCCAUGGAUUCAGCGGCCAAGGACUUGCUAAAGCAUUUACUUACACCAGAUCUAAGUCAACGUUAUGGUAAUCUAAAACGAGGUUAUCAUGAUAUUUGUGAGCAUAAAUGGUUUUCUUCACUUGAUUUUGAAAAACUGAUUCAAAGAAAGAUUAAGCCACCGCAUAUUCCUCAUCUAAAAGGUGAAGGAGAUACUAGUAACUUUGAUAAAUAUCCUGAAGAUAUACAUCCUUAUGGUAUUCCUCAAGAAGAUCCUUAUCGAGAUCAAUUUCCUGAUUUUUAAAGGGGGAAAAAAAACCCCCCUCCCAAUAACAAUGCAUUUAAAGAGUAAUGUUAAAAAUAAAGAAGGUUAUAAAUUUG
This is a messenger RNA of Cokeromyces recurvatus, 1586 nucleotides long. Its product is annotated as camp-dependent protein kinase 6. The transcript has 5 exons. Bases 142 to 1509 code for a protein of 455 amino acids. The record is from RefSeq and is a predicted model, not a curated record. Gene Ontology annotation, biological process: peptidyl-serine phosphorylation. Gene Ontology annotation, molecular function: ATP binding; cAMP-dependent protein kinase activity. Gene Ontology annotation, cellular component: cAMP-dependent protein kinase complex; nucleus. Lineage: Eukaryota; Fungi; Mucoromycota; Mucoromycetes; Mucorales; Mucoraceae.